Molecule: messenger RNA, 2796 nt
Organism: Mollisia scopiformis
Lineage: Eukaryota; Fungi; Ascomycota; Leotiomycetes; Helotiales; Mollisiaceae
Product: NAD(P)-binding protein
Exons: 6
Coding region: 1-2796 (931 amino acids)
Source: RefSeq, a predicted model, not a curated record
AUGGCAUCCAAGAAACUCCUCGUCGUCUUCGGGGCAACAGGUAACCAAGGCGGAUCGGUACUUACCACCGUUUUGAAGGACUCUGUGCUUUCCGAACAAUUUAAGCUCCGGGGUAUCACCAGGGAUCCCAGUAAAGCGUCUGCGGCUACUUGGACAGCGAAAGGGGUUCAGAUGGUCAAGGGUGAUCUCGAAGAUAAAGAAUCUUUGAGAGCAGCGAUUAAGGAUGCGUAUGCUGUGUUCGCUGUCACGAAUUGGCAGGAGGUGUUGGAUAAGGAGCGAGAGAUUCAGCAGGGAAAAAAUAUAGCUGACGUUUGCAAGGAACUUAACGUCCAACAUCUCAUCUGGAGUUCUCUCCCCAACGUCACCAAAAUCACAAAUGGCACUAACACAGGCGUCCUCCACUUCGACAGCAAAGCCACCGUCGAAGAAUACAUGAAAUCGAUCGGCAUCCCAUCCACAUUCCUCCUCCUCGGCAUCUUCAUGCACUACACCCUCCUCUUGCUGACGCCCCUCCCCGGCAUACCCCAUUCCCACACCCUCAAACUGCCCACGCCAACUACCUCCACCUGGCCCCUAAUCUCGUGCUCCGUCGACGUAGGCAAGUACGUUAAGUCGAUCCUCUUAAACCGGGAUUCGAUGCUCGGCCGCCAGAUCCUGGCUGGCGAACGCGAAUAUACCGUUGAGGAAACGGCGGAGGUGUUGAGGAAGGUGGGAGGGCUUGAUGUGAGGGCUGAGCAGGUUACGGAAGGGGAGUAUAGGAAGUUGUUGGAGGAGAAGGGGUGGCCGGCGUUCUUGAGGGAUGAUAUGGUGGCUAAUAUUGGGUUUAUUGAGGAGUGGGGGUUCUUUGGGGGAGAGGGGGUUGAGAGGGAUCAUGGGAUAUUGACGGAGAAGCUGGAGACGUUCGAAGAAUGGGUUGCGGGGAGCAAGGAGGUUGUUGCUAUGAAUAUCCACCAAAUUUCCACGAUCCGAAGUGUUAUGGCUCCUCCAACCCCACUUCCAUUUUCUGCGGAAUUUGAGAGUGUAGAUGACUACGUUGACUCUUUACUCCUAUACUGCGGCGCAUCCACUGUUUUCCAGACUCUUUGCGGCGGCGUCCAUAUCCUAGACUUUUUCACUCGAGAGCCAAGUCUUUACCAUACCGCUAUCCCAGAAGAAUGGCGAGACUGGCUCAUGGCACGUGAGUCAAUGGACCUGCUCGACUUCUUGAUGCGAGACGAUUUGAACCAGCCUCGAGAUGACUCUCCUCCUGAGAGCCUCCUCAAAUACAUUAGAGAGAUUCGAAAGUACUCACUUCAAAGGAAUGUGUCAUCGAAGCAAGGAAAAGGCACUAAGUUACCACGACAUAUUGCAGUGGGCAUGAUCCCGAAAAAGAUUCACGAGGUGGGCAAUUUCGCCAACUAUGUCGUCCGGGUCGCGGAUGAUGUGUCCUCACGCUCUGGGAAGGAGAUUACUCAUUUUGUGGAUUUUGGCAGUGGGCAAAAUUAUCUUGGUCGUACAUUGGCUAGUCCGCCGUACAAUAAACAUAUUGUUGCCGUCGAGAGCAAGGAGCUGAAUAUCAAUGGAGCGAAGAGUAUGGAUGUUCUUGCUGGUGUUGCUGAGCGAGAGAAAGUUAUGAGAAACAAGAAGCUGUAUAGAUUGCAGCAGGACAGCAUUACUCCGCAGGACAAGCUGAAAGAAAAGGCUUUGCGCAGGAAUGCAAAGCCGCAGAAGCCGCCUACUGACCCGGAUGCUGUUGAUAUGAGGCCUAGUAGGGAUCUUGCUACGAUUUACACACCUGCUGAUGGGAAGGGGUAUAUUCAGUAUGUUGAGCACGUUGUUCAAGACGGAGAUCUUUCAAAUGUCGUGGAGCAAAUCGAGCAGAUGAAGAUUGCCGCUCCUGUAGGCAAUCUUCAGGUCGUCAACGGCGACCCCGAAAAGACACAGCUACCUGAGAUUAUUGAUGAGAUAUCGAAGACUGAAGAUACACGACUUAUGGCGAUAUCCAUACACUCUUGUGGUAAUCUAUCUCAUCAUGGCAUCCGCUCUCUCCUCCUCAACCCAUCAGUCAAGGCCAUUGCGAUCGUAGGCUGUUGUUACAACCUCAUGACCGAACGACUCGGACCUCCAACGUACAAGCUUCCCAGAUUACGUCCCAAUCAACGUGCUAUAAACGCACCUCGAUUGACGAAAGAAGCCGCAGCCUGCGAUCCCCACGGCUUUCCCAUGAGCAGACGAGUCUCAACCUAUAAUGGCGACGGAGUCAGACUAAACAUCACUGCUCGAAUGAUGGCUGUUCAAGCACCACAAAACUGGACGGAGAAAGAAAGUGACGCGUUCUUUACGAGGCAUUUCUAUCGUGCUUUAUUGCAGAAAGUAUUCCUCGAUCGAGGUGUGGUUUCAAAGAUGAAGCAAGAGGACGAUACUGAAGACGGCAGUGGAUUGGAGAGCACGGAACCGGUCAUAAUCGGAUCAUUACGAAAAGGCUGCUAUGGCUCUUUUCGAAAUUACGUUCGUGGUGCACUAGAGAAGUUGAAUGCAGAUCCUGAGCGCAGUAAGAUGGUUGGGGAAAAGAUGGCCGAUAUGACGGACGAGGAAAUCGACGAGUAUUCGAGGCGGUAUGAAGGCUUGAAGAAGGAGUUGAGCGUUACGUGGUCUCUGAUGGCUUUCAGCGCUGGUGUGGUGGAGAGUCUGAUUGUGGUUGAUCGGUGGUUGUUCUUGAGGGAGCAUAGUGACGCUGUGGAGGAUUGUUGGGUUGAAGCUGUUUUUGAUUAUCAGCUUAGUCCUAGGAAUUUGGUCGUUGUUGGGAUUAAACGAUAA